AGCUCGCCACAGGCUGACGCUGAGAAAUGGGAGCAACCGCUCGGCGAUUUUAAACAAAGACGUCACAUAUUUCACUUCUUUUUUUUACCGUUUUCGUCGGAGCAACCAGAAAAAGAAAGCAUGACAUCUCCUCAGAGAAGUCCCAAAGACCUCAAGUCGAUGAUUAUUGACACCAAACAGGACAUGGACGACGUCCACCAAGCUCUGGAUAAACUGAGGGGGCUUUCCCAAGAGGAGAGAAGUGAGGCAGAAAUGUUGAGGUCCAGAAUCGACGAGCAGUCCAGUCUCAUCUGCAUUCUGAAGCAGCGAGCAGAUGAGAUGCUGCUUCGCUGUCAGGCUCUGGAGCGUAUCAACGCGGAGCUGGAAAAGCUGCGAGCUGACGUGCAGACAGAGCUGGAAAAUGAGCAACAGAGAUCCAAACAGCUGGAGAAGAGGUUCAUGGACCUCGCCGCCAACCAUAGAGAGCUGAUCAAAUUCAAAGAUGAGUACAAACAACAGAACGCAGAGCUGCUGAAAGAGAACCAGAGACUCCAAGAGGAGAAUGAAAAACUGUUUAGUAAAGAACUGGAGGAGAAAGAAAAGACCAUUCUGAAGCUGACCCAAGAGCUGAGAGACCUGGCUGAGCAACACAGACAUUUAGAAAAAGAAUAUCAGGAUAAAACAACAGGUUUCCAGAUGAAGAUAAAGGAGCUGAUGAAUCUCCAUCAGAUUAAAGAAGCAUCAUUGCAAGACGAGUUGCACAACACUCAGAAACAGCUGAAGAAUGCAGUAGAAAUGUGUGCAGAGAUGGAUCUGAAGCUCAGGCAAAGUCAUGAAAGAGACACGAUGAAAGAAACCGAAAGCCAGGAGAAACUUGAAGCUCUUCUAAAAGAGAAAAAUGAAUUACUGGAACUGUCCAUGCAAAGAGGGAAAAUUAUACAGGAUAAACAAGUGGAAAUCCAAGAGUUAGAAAGAAAGAAGCAGGAGGCAGAGAAUGCUAGGCAGGAUGCAGAGAACAGGUUUGAGAGAGAAGCUGCUGCAGUGAAUGGAGAUUUGAGAGUGAAGGAGCUCCAGCAGGCUCUCAAUGAAGCUGAGGAGACAUGCAGUGAUCUUAAGAAGGAUUUUGAGGCGUAUAAAAAGCACAGCAGCGACUUGCUGGCAAAAGAAAAGGAGUUAAAUGCCAAACUUCGCCACAUGAUCAGCUGAUUUCUCCAUCCACUCAAACCAUCCAGCUCAUCCAUCCGAUUCAUCCAUCCAUGUCAUUGAAAGAAGAGAUUCAUUUUGUUGUCAUUAAAAUUACAUUUUAUAAGCCA
Messenger RNA from Colossoma macropomum (tambaqui), 1292 nucleotides. Its product is annotated as coiled-coil domain-containing protein 89. The coding region runs from base 121 to 1185 and encodes 354 amino acids. NCBI's taxonomy places the organism in Eukaryota, Metazoa, Chordata, Actinopteri, Characiformes, Serrasalmidae. The transcript has 7 exons. The record is from RefSeq and is a predicted model, not a curated record.